This is a messenger RNA of Malania oleifera, 1165 nucleotides long. RefSeq lists its product as uncharacterized. The record is from RefSeq and is a predicted model, not a curated record. NCBI's taxonomy places the organism in Eukaryota, Viridiplantae, Streptophyta, Magnoliopsida, Santalales, Ximeniaceae. Gene Ontology annotation, biological process: vacuolar proton-transporting V-type ATPase complex assembly. The coding region runs from base 511 to 858 and encodes 115 amino acids. Gene Ontology annotation, cellular component: endoplasmic reticulum membrane. The transcript has 5 exons.
AUUUGUCAGUGCUGCAUCUGCAUCUAUAUUGAAAACUUUUGUUCUUCUAAAACAACCAAAUAACACUAAUUUCCCAAGCCCACACCCCCUCUUGUCUCCACGCACAGCCGCCUCUUCUCUAUUCUCUUCUGCGAUUGUGUCACUCCACUCUGCUUUGUCAUCUUCGUGCUCGCAUCAACGCCCUAGAUCCAAUCCAGAGACCCUAAAUCAUCAUCAUCGUCAUCAUUAUCUUCUCAUUUUGUGAUUCUACUACGGCAAAGAUCCCUAAGUCAUCGUUAUCGUCGUCUUGUUUUGUGAUUUCUUUACUGGUUUUCAUCAGUUCAUUAAGAGUUUUGAUCACAAACACGUUAGAAUUUCAACUUCAUCCCCUAAACAUCUGAGACGGGCGACAUUAAUUAUUCGUGUCGUGUUUCCUUCUAUUAUCCAAUUCAACAGUCUUUAAUUGGAACAUGCUUAUAAGCGAUUAUCUGAAAGCGAGGUGCCCAAUAAAGCAUUAUCAGUUUUGUUGAAAUGCUGCGAGUAGAGACUGGUGCAGUAAUGUUAGGAGUCAUAAAAAAGUUUUUUAUUGCAUCAUUGUUUAUGUGGGUAGCUCCAGUUUCGAUAUUAUAUGGUUUUAACCACAACUUAUUUCCUGGAUCAUCUCGUUUGUCUGACCAUUCUCUGACAUUGUUGAGCGGUUUCCUUGCCGUUAUAUCGGUGAAUAUGGUAAUUGCAUUCUACAUAUGCAUGGCAAUGAAGGAACCUGCGGCUAAACAUGAGCCAGAUCCUGCAUUUGUUGCAGAGGCAAAGGCUAGUGUAAACCAUUCUACUCCAGGUGAAGCGGAGGGUUCUUCCCUGUCCCGUGAGAAACGAGAGUAAGAUGUAACCAAAUUCAUGGCAUUUUCAGUCACUGGAAAGAAACAAUGUAAAGUGGGAAAAACUUAUGCAUAAAGAGUUUUAUCUUUUACUAUGCUGAAUUUCAAAUUCAAAGCCACAAGUUCUUGUAUUGUAUUAUGAUUUGAAAGUGUACAGGCACGAUUUGUUAGCCCACUAUAAUCACCAGUAGGGUGUGUAUUCAACAUGAGAGCCACCAAUAUUCUUUCAUGCUUUUGAUUUGAUUUGGAUUUGGAUGAAAUAUUAGUACAGUACUGUAACAUUUUAUUCAAAUUUACAUUCAAAUUUCAAA